Messenger RNA from Polychytrium aggregatum, 2804 nucleotides. Its product is annotated as Lon protease C-terminal proteolytic domain-containing protein. Gene Ontology annotation, molecular function: ATP hydrolysis activity; ATP binding; single-stranded DNA binding. Lineage: Eukaryota; Fungi; Chytridiomycota; Chytridiomycetes; Polychytriales. Gene Ontology annotation, biological process: protein quality control for misfolded or incompletely synthesized proteins; mitochondrion organization; chaperone-mediated protein complex assembly. The record is from RefSeq and is a predicted model, not a curated record. The transcript is spliced from 7 exons. Gene Ontology annotation, cellular component: mitochondrial matrix. Bases 154 to 2700 code for a protein of 848 amino acids.
CCGCCCCGGUUUGGCCCCGGCUUGGCCAACCCCAUUCAGUCUGAACCAGAGCUGCCCGAGCAGGACGACGACGCCGACCAGGCCAAGAAGCUGCCCGAGUCGGCCGACAAGAGCAUCGAGAAGAUCCAGGUUCCCAAAGACUACCCCCAGCUGAUGUCCAUUCCGCUCACCCGUCGGCCGCUGUUCCCGGGCUUCUACAAAUCACUCUAUAUCACCGACCCGCAAGUUAUUGCUGCCAUCAACAAUCUCAUGCAGAGCCGCCAGCCGUAUGUCGGCAUCUUCCUGGCAAAGGACGAGAAGAACGAAAGCGACGUGAUUACAAAUCUCGAUCAAGUCCACAAGGUCGGCGUCUUUUGCCAGAUCACCAACGUCUACCAAUCCGGCCCAGACAACUCGGCCAUUACCGUCGUCGUGUUCCCCCAUCGCCGAAUCCGCGCAUCGUCGCUCAUUGCCCCCAACCACCUCAAGACCAGCGCGCCGACCGAUCCGGUGCCGAUCCCGACCGAUGUUCCCGUGAGCACCGCCGUUGAGUUUGACCCAGAUGCCGAAACUGCUGCUGCCGAGACAACCCUUGACGAGAGGCUCAAGCCCUAUCUGCCCGUCAACUAUCAUUUGGCCAACUACAACGUGUCCCUUACUAAUGUCGAGAAUAUGGAGGACGAGCCCUACACAUCCAGCAACUCGCUCGUCCGCGCCAUUACCUCCGAGAUCUUGAAUGUCCUGAAAGAGAUUUCGCAGCUGAACCCGCUUCUGCGCGACCAGAUCGUGACCUUUUCCAUCAACACCGGUGGCAACGCCUUCCAGAACACCGCAAAAUUGGCCGACUUUGUAGCCGCGGUCUCUUCGGGUGAUCCCAAGUCGCUUCAGGAAAUCCUCGAGAGCCUGGUCAUCGAAGAGAGGCUCCACAAAGCCUUGGUGCUGCUCAAACGCGAGUUGAGCAAUGUGAAGCUCCAGCAUGAGAUUGCCCGGAAUGUCGAAAAGCAAAUGACCAAGAAGCAGCAAGAGUACUAUCUGAUGGAGCAGAUGAAGGGUAUCAAGAAGGAGCUUGGGCUGGAUUCCGACGGCAAAGACAAGCUGGUCGAAAAGUUCAAGGAGCGCGUCAAGGACCUCAAGAUGCCCGAGCCGGUCAAGAAGGUCUUUGAUGAGGAGCUGAACAAGCUACAGCACUUGGAACCGGCCGCCUCCGAAUUCAAUGUCACCCGCAACUAUCUCGAUUGGCUUACUCAGAUUCCAUUUGGCAAGUACAGCACCGAGAACUUUGACAUUCAGCACGCCCGCACAGUCCUGGACGAAGACCAUUAUGGACUGAAGGACGUCAAGGACCGUAUCCUCGAGUUUAUUGCUGUGGGAAAACUGAGGGGCACUGUCGAGGGCAAGAUUAUCUGUCUGCAGGGACCUCCCGGUGUCGGAAAAACAUCCGUCGGCAAAUCGAUCGCCCGCGCCCUGGGCAGAGAAUUCUUCCGAUUCUCCGUUGGCGGUCUCAGCGAUGUCGCCGAAAUCAAGGGCCAUCGAAGGACGUAUGUUGGCGCCAUGCCCGGCAAGGUCAUCCAGGCCCUCAAAAAGGUUCAGACAGAGAACCCCCUGAUCAUGAUCGACGAAAUUGACAAGAUUGGAAAGGGCCACCAGGGCGACCCGGCGUCGGCACUACUAGAGCUUCUCGACCCAGAGCAAAACAGCUCGUUCCUGGAUCACUACAUGGAUGUCCCCAUCGAUCUUUCCAAGGUUCUCUUUGUGUGUACCGCCAAUCUCCUCGAGACCAUCCCUGGCCCGCUCCUUGACCGCAUGGAGGUCAUUACGCUCUCUGGCUAUGUCUCGGAUGAAAAAGUGGCGAUCGCUCGCAACUACCUCUCGCCCCAGAGCCGCGAAUCUUCUGGGCUGACCGAAGAUCAGGUUUUGCUCGAAGACAGCUCCAUCGAAUCGCUGAUCAAGAACUACUGUCGGGAGAGCGGUGUGCGCAACCUCAAGAAGCACAUCGAAAAGGUGUACCGAAAGGCGGCGCUCAAGAUUGUCCAGCGGUCCCAGAACGAGAACGUCGCAGUCACCUCGGGCGAAAAGCUGGUGGUCACCGUGGACAACCUCAAGGACUAUGUUGGCCCACCUGUGUACACGACGGACCGAAUGUACGAUAAAACUCCGGCUGGAGUCGUGAUGGGCCUGGCCUGGACCUCAUUAGGUGGAUCUGUCCUUUACAUCGAAAGCGUUCUCGAGUCUGUUGUGCGUGACGAUAGCAAGCCCAGCUUCCGACAGACUGGACAGAUGGGUGACGUCAUGAAGGAGAGCACUGCGAUUGCCUAUACAUAUGCGCGCUCUCUGAUGAGCCGCCGCUUCCCUGAGAACCAGUUCUUUGACAAGGCUGCGAUCCACAUGCACAUCCCGGAAGGCGCCACGCCCAAAGAUGGACCUUCGGCGGGCGUGACCAUGACCACCUCGUUGCUGUCGCUGGCACUCAGCCAGCCAAUUCGUCAAAACGUGUCCAUGACAGGCGAAAUCACCCUGACCGGCAAGGUGCUCAAGAUCGGCGGAGUGAAGGAGAAGACCAUCGCUGCCAAGCGGUCUGGUGUCGAGCUGAUCAUUCUCCCUCACCAAAAUAAGGCUGACUGGGAGGAGCUGCCAGCCAACAUCAAGGAGGGUCUGGAGGCCAAGUUUGUCAGCUGGUACGAUGAAAUUUUCGACACCGUGUUCGAAUUCCCGGCGCAGUGAUAGCACAUGCGGCCGCCUCCCUCGCUCAACAUCCAGCAAUCCAACGCCUCGGUUAUGAUACACCGUCUCGUCCAGGACUGCCUCGUCUCAGUGCUGCACUUGCC